Molecule: messenger RNA, 1002 nt
Organism: Plasmodium berghei ANKA
Lineage: Eukaryota; Apicomplexa; Aconoidasida; Haemosporida; Plasmodiidae
Product: conserved protein, unknown function
Exons: 12
Coding region: 1-1002 (333 amino acids)
Source: RefSeq, a predicted model, not a curated record
AUGAAACGAGCCAACAAAUUGAAGAAUACGAUUUUUUUGCAAAGUUUACGACACUUUAACACGUCACUUAUUAAAUCAAAGAUAGAUGUACUUGAGAAUUACGCGAAAAAAAAUCAGUUGCACAAACUGAGAAUGGAUAAUCUAUUUGAAGUGUUUAAAUUGUCAAAGACUGAAGAAGAUUAUAAAUUGUCUCUGCGUUUAUUAAAUGUUUACUAUAACUUUGGUAGAAAUUUAAAUACACAGCAAGAUGUCAAUUUAUUUUUUGCAUUAAUUUUAAGGACAAAUCAGCUAAAUGAAGCAAAAGAUCUUUUGAAAUAUUUCAAUGGAUGGCUAUUAUGCCCUCCAUCUAAUAAAUAUAUACUAUUAUGUAUGGAGGAAUUUUUUAAAAAAAAACAAUAUUAUGAUGUCAGGGAAAUUUUUUCUUUUAUUAGACAAAAUAGCCAAAUACAAUUGGAAAGUCCCUUCUACACAAUAACAAUUAAAUCCAUGAUAAUGUUGGAAAAAAACUCUAUUGAAGAGGCGAUGAUAAUUUAUGACGAUUCCUAUAACAUGUCCAUAUAUUUAACAAAUGAAAUUCACAAUUUAUUAUUAGAGAACAAUUUAUAUAAUUAUUAUCACGAGAAAUUGGAGAAACCAGAGAAUUUAGAAAAAUUGGGCACUUAUGAAAAGAGUAUCAAAACAAUUAUUAUACGACUGAUAAAUGAAUCAAUAAAAAAUCGAAGAUACGUAAAGCUAUCUUCCAAAAGUUUGAGUUUGCUUGCUUGGACAAAUAUUUACUUUGAUCUAAAAAAUAUAAUUUCGAAAUCAAAUCAUAAUCUAAUAGAUAUUAAGGAAUGUAACGGAUGGUUGGAUAUUUUAAAACUAUCGUGCUUGUACAACCAAAUAGCCGAAUGUUACAGCAGUCAUUUUUCAGAAAAGUUUAAAGAUGUAUUAAAGCAUAUGAAAGAUGAUGAAGACGCUGCAUUGGAAUGUAUCAUAACUUAUUUUGGAGAUGAAUCUUAG